CCCUUUUAGGAAAAUUCUCAGUUCCUUCUACUUAAAGCAAGAGGCGUCCGAAUGCGACUGCCAGCAUAAAUGUCAGGAACCAGAAACGAUGGACUCAGCCAAUCUCUCUCAAGCACCCAAUACAGAUAAUUCUUUCCGAUUCAUCACGACCCAGAAUCCAGAGUCUGCGAGGGAUCCUGCAGUCAGGCGCCAAGUCCGUUCGCAUGCGGUAAAGCACGCUCUUCAAGACAAGAGAAAGCUUGAACGAGAAUUAAGUGCCAAUUUCCGUCCUGCAUCAAUUAGUGCUGCGAGAAUUUCAGUAGUAGAGAAAGGGACACAAACUUCUCAGUCGCUCGGCAAGCUCUACUCGCCUCUCGCUUCUGCCUAUACUUCCCCUAGGCUGGAAGUCUUGAUAAGUCAUCAUGCGGCUAAAGAGGCCGCUGAGCCAGUGUUCAGUGUUGCCAACGAUGUCGCCUUUCAGACGUUCCCAUUGGUUUUCCGGACAGGUCGAGAUGACCCAGCACUUCUCAAUGCUAUUCUGCUCACAUUUGCACUCGCGGUUACUGGUGGCAUUAUGAAUCAAGAAUGUCUUGGUUAUCAAAAUAUGGCAAUGUCGACUAUUCGUGAAAGGAUCAGCUCCCCGGACAGGCCUGUUUCGGUAGCCACGCUGGGGGCUAUUCUGCUUCUUGCCGGCGUUGAGGCUCGCUUGGGGAUGCCCCUCCAAGUUCAACUGCACAUGACAGCGAUCAGCCAAUUGCUAGAUUUAUGCAGAGCAAGUGACGUUUAUUUGACGGAUGGCAUCAAACGUGCUAUUUUCUGGCAAGACUUGAACACCUCCGUCAUUACUGGAUCGAAACGAGUAGUUGAUCACACGACUUUCCCCGAGCUUCAAUGGAGAAGAGAUCCGUUUUCGUUAAAUUAUUUUAUUCUACCCCCAGGAUUCCAAGACCAAACUCACUUGUUCACUGAGGAGUUUGUCGAAGUUCUAAAAGACAUUCAUGCACUGCAAUGUAUUCGAGACUCUUCGGACUUUAUCGCGGAGGACACAUUAAUGAUGGUAAAUCUUGAUAAUCACCACGCAUCUAUCGAAUCCAGACUUGCAGGAUUGCCAAAUUCUUCGUUGUUUUCAGAGUGUGUUCACUUUGCUGCAUAUUUAUGUGCCUGUAUGCUCUGUUGUAAGGUUUAUCGUCACUCGGUUAUCCCAUCUCAGAUUUCGGCUAAACUGCUCCAGAAGCUAGAACAAGUCCAUGGGGAUAGUAUAUGGGAUCACUGGGAUGGUCAAACUUCAUGUCUACUCUGGCUCAUUUUCAUUGGCGGAAGUUUUGCCCCAGUAGGUACUAAAUCGGGAUAUAUCGAGCUACUUCGCUUCAAGUAUGCUACCAGGUUUGCGAACAGGUACCAGUCAUGGCCAGCGGUGCACGAAGUCUUGAAACAAUUUAUCUGGUCAGAAAAAGCAUUCAGUUCACAAGUCAAAACAUUUUGGGAAGAUGCGUCCUUUGUACCCAACGCUAAUAGAAACUUUGAUUAA
Mollisia scopiformis is the source of this 1507-nucleotide messenger RNA. RefSeq lists its product as uncharacterized. The record is from RefSeq and is a predicted model, not a curated record. The transcript is spliced from 6 exons. Bases 89 to 1507 code for a protein of 472 amino acids. NCBI's taxonomy places the organism in Eukaryota, Fungi, Ascomycota, Leotiomycetes, Helotiales, Mollisiaceae.